Messenger RNA from Myiozetetes cayanensis, 3133 nucleotides. RefSeq names its product leucine-rich repeat and fibronectin type III domain-containing protein 1-like. Gene Ontology annotation, molecular function: protein binding. The record is from RefSeq and is a predicted model, not a curated record. NCBI's taxonomy places the organism in Eukaryota, Metazoa, Chordata, Aves, Passeriformes, Tyrannidae.
GGUGCUGGGUCGUACUGGGAUGUACUGGGCCAUACUGGGCUGUGCUGGGCUGUGCUGGGCCAGACAGGGCUGGACUGGGCGGUGCUGGGGCUGUAUUGGCUUGUACUGGGCUUUACCGGGUUGUGUUGUCCUGUACUGGGAUGUACUGGGUCAUACUGGUUUGUGCUGGGCUAUACUGGGUCAUACUGGUCUGUGCUGUCAUGCAGCGGCCUGUACUGGGCCAUACUGGGCUGCACUGGGCCCAGCUGCCCUGUAGUAGCCUGGCCUGGGCCUUGCUGGACUGUACUGGGCCAUACUGGGCUGGGCUGUCCUGGGUCUGUAUUUGGUCUAUAUUGGUACGUACUGGUCUGUACUGGGCUGUGACAUAUCUGUGGUAGCGUGUAUUGGGCCACACUGGGCUGUGCUGGGCUGUACUGGGAUUUACUGCUCUGUACUGGGCCACACUGGGCUGUUGGGCUGUACUGGGUUGUACUGGGCUAUACUGGGAUGUACUGGGCCUGUACUGGGAUAUGCUGAGUCUUACUGGAUCAUGCUGGACCAUACCGGUCUGGACUGGGUCUGGACUCGGCUGUGCUGCCCCGUACUGGUCUGUACUGGUCCAUACUUGGCUGUGAACUCCUGUGCUCGUCCAUACUGGGCCGUGCUGGGUUCUAUGGGGCCACACUGGAAUGUGCUGGAUCAGACUGGGCUGUACUGGGUCAUGCAGGGCCAUCCUUGGCCAUACUGGGCUGUGAUGGCCUCUACUGGUUUCUACUGGGCUGUACUGGUUUGUACUGGUCCAUGCUGGGCUGUGCAGCUUGUACAGGCUCCCACUGGGCUACACUGGGUUCUACUGGGCCAUACUGGGCUAUGCUGGGCCUCAUUAGACCCAUGGAUGGGUCAUGGAUGCUCUGGGAUAUGAGCAGGGGAUACUGGUCUGGACUGGGCUGAACUGGGCAAUACUGGUGGGGUGUGUGGAGCCGUACCAGGCCAUACUGGGCUGUGUGCUGCUGUACUGGUCUGUACUGGUGGAUAGAUAUGGGUCCAUACUGGUCCGUACUGGCCCCUCCCCUGUCCCCACAGGCCCCGCGGUGACGCCCAGACGGGACCAACAUGGAGCCCUGAGAGGAGGCGCCGCCGUGGGAUGGCGAAGCUGCUGGUGCCGCUGGUGGUGCUGGGGGCGGUGGCGGGCGGGGCCCCCCCGGCCGCCCCCCGGUGCCCCCCGCGCUGCCUGUGCCCGGCGGCGGCGCCGAGCCCGACGCUGCUCUGCGCCCGCACGGGGCUGCUGGCGGUGCCGCCCAGCCUGGACCGGGGGGCCGUGGAGCUGCGCUUGGCCGACAACUUCAUCGGCGCCGUGGGCCGUGCCGACUUCGCCAACAUGAGCUCGCUGGUGCACCUGACGCUGUCGCGGAACGGGCUGCGCCGCCUGGCCCCCGGCGCCUUCGCCGACCUGCGCGCCCUGCGCGCGCUGCACCUCGACGGCAACCGGCUGCCGGCGCUCAGCGGGCCCCAGCUCCGCGGGCUGGCCAGCCUGCGCCACCUCAUCCUGGCCAACAACCAGCUGGCCACCAUCGACGCCGCCGCCUUCGCCGCCUUCGCCGCCACCGUGGAGGACCUGGACCUGUCGCACAACAACCUGCCGGCGCUGCCCUGGGACGCCGUGGCCGCCAUGGCCAGCCUGGCCACGCUCACGCUGGACCACAACCUGCUGGAGCGGGUGCCGGCGGGCGCCGUCGCGCGGCUGCCGCGGCUGGCGCGGCUCGACCUCACGGCCAACCGGCUGCGGGCGCUGCCGCCCGUGCCGGGUCCGCCGGGGCCGGCGCUGGCGGCCGGGGGGAACCCCCUGCACUGCAACUGCGAGCUGCUGUGGCUGAGGCGCGUGGCGCAGCCGGGGCGCCUGGAGACCUGCGCCACUCCGGCGCCGCUGGCCGGGCGACUGCUGGGCGCCGUGCCCGAGGAGGAGCUCACGUGCCGGGCUCCCGCCGUCACCGCCGCGGCCGCCCACCCGCCCGCCGUCACCGAGGGGCAGCCGCUGCGCCUGGGCUGCGCUGCCGUCGGACCCCCGCCCGCACUGCACUGGCUGGGCCCCGACGGGCGCGUGGUGCACAACGGCUCUCGGCGCUCCGUGGGCGCCGACGGCUCCCUGGAGCUGCGCGUGGCCACCCUGCGCGACCACGGCGGCUUCACCUGCGUGGCCGCCAACGCCGCGGGAGAGGCGGCCGCACGCGUCGACGUCGUGGUGGUGCCGCUGCCGGUGCCACGCAGGGAGCGCGAUGGAGACGACCCUGAGCUCGGGCCCGGCCCCUCUGACAUGGCCAGGGCAGGGGGCAACGAGACCUUUGGGGGGGGGGUGCCCGGGGAGCGGCGGGUGGUGGCGGCCGAGGUGACGGGGUCCUCGGCACGCAUCCGGUGGCUCCCCCAGCGCCACGUGCCCGGAGUCCGGAUGGUGCAGAUCCAGUACAACAGCUCGGCCGACGACGCCCUCGUCUACAGGCUGCUGCCCCCCUCCACCCGCACCUUCGUGCUGCGGGACUUGGCCCCGGGGCGCCUCUACGAGCUCUGCGUGUCCGCGCUGCACGUGGCCGGGGACCCCCCGCCGCCUCGCCCCCUCGGCUGCGUCUCCUUCGCCACCGCCGCCGCCCCCCCGGGCUGCGCCGCCCCCCCUCGGCCCCACUUCUUGGGGGGCACCGUCAUCAUCGUCAUCGGCGCCGCCAUCGCCGCCUCCGUGCUCGUCUUCAUCCUCAUCCUCACGGCGCGCUGGAAGGCGGCGGGGGCGCGGCGACCCCCGCCCGCGCUCACCAGCGUCUGCUCCCAGACCAACGGCGGCCCCCGGCCCGCGGAGACCUUCGAGCUGCCCCCGCUGCCCCCUCCGCCGCCCGGGCCCGGGGGGGCACUCCGGGAGAGCCCCGGGGGAGGUCCCGGGCUCGGAGGGUCCCGGGGGUUGUUCCCCAGCCACAGUUACCCCCGGCGAGCGCGCCCCCGACGCCACGGCUCCCUCCCGCGGCUGGACGCGCCCGAGGGUACCCCCCUGGGGCCCCCCCUGCGCCCCUCCUUCGGCAGCACCCACUGGAUGCUGGAGAGCACCGUGUGACGGGGAGGGGGGGCGGUUGGACCCCCGCCGGGACCAACCCCCGCCCCUCGUUCGGCAGCAGCC